UGGCGGCGGGACGGUCGGGUGACGGCCCUGCAGCGGUUGGGCUGCGCCGGGCUGGCGGGAGCGCUGAGCCUCAGCCUGACGGCGCCGCUGGAGCUGCUGACGGUGCUGGCGCAGGUGGGCAGCGGGCACUGCCGGCGGGGGCUGCGCGGCGCCGGGAGGAGCCUCUGCCGCGCCGAGGGCCUGCGGGCCCUCUGGAAGGGCAACCUCACCGCCUGCCUGCGCCUCUUCCCCUACAGCGCCCUGCAGCUCGCCGCCUCCCGCCGGCUUGUUAUACUUUUCACGGAUGAGUUGGGUCAUAUUUCCCACUGGAGAGCCAUCAUGGCAGGAAGUCUGGCUGGCAUGGUUGCAACCAUCGUGACUUACCCCACUGACGUAAUUAAAACACGGCUCAUUGUGCAGAACCGACUGGAACCAUCUUACGAAGGAAUUCUUCAUGCUUUUUACAAAAUUUACCAUCAAGAAGGACUCCUUGCACUCUACCGUGGCGUUUCACCAGCUAUAUUAGGUGCUGUCCCAUUUUCUGCGGGCUCAUUCUUUGUUUACAUCAACCUGGACAAAAUCUGGCGAGAACCCAUAGUUCAUUUCACUCCCCUUCAGAACUUCAUCAAUGGCUGUGUCGCAGCUGCUGUGGCACAGACGCUUUCCUUCCCCUUUGAAACUGUCAAGAGGAAGAUGCAGGCCCAGAGUCCCUGGCUUCCCCACUACGGAGCAGUUGAUGUCCGUUUUACUGGCAUGGCGGACUGUUUCCGGCAAACUGUGAAGAGCAAAGGUGUCCUCGGGCUUUGGAGUGGACUCACACCCAGUCUGCUCAAGAUUGUCCCAUACUUCGGUGUUAUGUUUACCACCUUUGAAUUCUGCAAGCGGGUCUGUCUGUACAGAAACGGUUAUAUUGAAUCUCCUUUAAAUUACAAGCUAACUCCUGGGGUGGACCAGAGUUUACAGCCACAAGAACUGAGAGAAUUAAAGCUCCUCCGAAGGGAAAAUUUUGAGCCAAGGAAAUCGACUCUUGAAAAUUGACAUCAGUGACCUUUGCAGAUAUACACAAUACCUUUCAUAAGGAACUUUGCAAGAAAAAUGUGCUGAACUUACAGGUACCAGCGUCUCAGUGCAUUGCAUGGGUUUAGUAGUGAGAGACACCAGUGCCAGGAAUGAAUAAAUGUUGUAUCUCAUUUGCUGAAUGGGUAUAAACAGUAUGAAUAGCAAGCAGAUACUGAAGAGGAGAGAUGCAACUAGUUUGAAAACGCUAUGCUAUUAGAACUUGAAAUUACAUUAUUCUAGGUGCUUUUCAAUACAGAAUAGCCAUUUUGAGAUAAAACCACUUGCAAAAGGGCAAGAGAACUGAGACGAGAGUAUAAACCGUGUCUUCAAAAAUAUUAGGAAAAUUCAGAUGGAUUUUUUGUAAGUAAUUUAAGAUACUGAGUCAGCCAAAAAUGAUAAACAGACUAGAAUACAUACGACAUGCAAGAAAUUCUACUGAAAUACCUUUUAUUUAGUGAUACUGUGUGGACAUGGUAUUCUGUGGAUGCAGAAUUAGUCUCAGUUCAGUCACACUCCAGAAUCCACUCUUCAGUUUUUGAGACUUACUUGAGAAUAAUAAUUUUGUAUGAAUCUUUGGCGUAAAGAUGAAAAUAUGCUGCUGCAACCGUGCUUUUGCCAAGGGAGAAUUAUAACGUGCAAUUUGAAUGGUAGUACACUGGAAUGAAAAUCUUGCAAACUUAGGUGCAUACUAGAAAAUCUUCCCCCCACUUUCUCCUCUGUUGUUACUGUGUGUACGUGAACUAUUUCAGGCCUUGAAAAAUAGUUUUUCUGAAGUUCUUUAACUGACAUACUACCUGAAAAACGCAGUUCUUAAAUGUGUUAGAUAUUUCAGAGCCACGAGCCUUGUCGUGUUGUUUUGGUAUUCUUGAAGCUCUAUUUUUAUAUUAAACUACUUUUUAGUUCCUGUGCACAGACCCAGGCCUACUGUGCACUGUCCGGCUCAGAACUUACCAGCAGAAUAGCACUGUGCACACAACCGGUGAUUUUUCCACUUUAACUGCUGUAUUCCAGGAGCCACAGGUAGUUUCUGUAGAUAGGAACCUCUCUGCAAGACCCCUAGGUUAUUGCCAAUGCAAUUGACAGGUCUCUGACAGUCCAGGGAGCUUUUGGGCAUUAAAAGAUGGUUUUGGUGUUACGCCUUAGGACCUGUGUUGUUCUCAGGUUCCUUUGCAGAAGCACAGCUAUGGGACAGCCCCAUCCCAGUGCCUUCUGGUAGCAAACCUUAAACCCUGUGUCCUGGUGGGAAGGGGGCUCUGCCCUCCGUGGCGUGUCCCAUCAGGCUGUGGCCAUGUGGGAAUGGCAGCAGCAGCCCCGGCUCAGCAUGGGAUUUGCCUCCUGGUUUACACAGCUUUUUGUGUGUGUUUUUCGUACCAUUUAUGUCCCUGCUGAGUUGGAAGUAAGUAAAUCUCAGAAGCUGCUUGGUUAGGCCAGGUCAGGGUGGGAUGAGGGAAUGGCAGAUCAAUGCAGGAACAGUCUGUGACUAUGGAGAGAGAUUUGCAGAAUGAUUAGGGAUAAUUAUGAGGCCUUCCUUGCGCCUGUAACUCAACAGGGAUGUGCUCUGCAGCUGGGGUCUUGCAGUGUCUCUCUUAAUGGACUUGCUCAGUUCUGCUGCAAUGGGGCUUCACAUUGGUUUUCUUCUCAGAGGAUAAAUGCAAGCAUUGACAGCAGAAAUUAAGAUGGUAAAGAACAGAUCUGGUGGGUUGUGCAUCACACUGAGGCUGUAAGUGCUUUUGGCUUUCUAAUCGACCUGCCUAGUGAAAGUGUUUCUCUGUGCCUCAGUUUCCCCGUCUGCACGGCACAGGUGAUAACACUGAGACUCGUUUGAGAGGUACAAAUAAGGAGAUGUGUCUUCUGAGCACGUUGGGGAGAAAAACUGAUUUCUAAAGAGUGCCCUUGCCUUGUCCAAGCAUACCAUGUAUGUUUUUUCCUGAUGUUAUAUUUCUAAAUAGAUUUUAAGAUUGUGUGAUGGGUGCAUGUGAAUGUCUGAUCAGCUCUUCAAACCUGGUAAGAGUCAAGUGAGUCAAAAACUUACCUCUGACUUGUUUCUGAUAUGCUAAUAACUCCUUUGUAUUGUAAUGUACUCCUACCACACAUAAAUCACUUAUUAAUCUUUUAUCA
Messenger RNA from Calidris pugnax (ruff), 3156 nucleotides. It is a transcript of the gene SLC25A43, whose product is annotated as solute carrier family 25 member 43. The transcript has 5 exons. Lineage: Eukaryota; Metazoa; Chordata; Aves; Charadriiformes; Scolopacidae. Gene Ontology annotation, biological process: transmembrane transport. The annotation marks the transcript as partial. The record is from RefSeq and is a predicted model, not a curated record.